Messenger RNA from Myotis brandtii (Brandt's bat), 1410 nucleotides. It is a transcript of the gene DUS1L, whose product is annotated as dihydrouridine synthase 1-like. The record is from RefSeq and is a predicted model, not a curated record. The transcript has 12 exons. Gene Ontology annotation, molecular function: flavin adenine dinucleotide binding; tRNA dihydrouridine synthase activity. NCBI's taxonomy places the organism in Eukaryota, Metazoa, Chordata, Mammalia, Chiroptera, Vespertilionidae. Gene Ontology annotation, biological process: tRNA processing.
UGACCCCCUCCCCCUCCGCAGAGUGGAGACGAGAUGCCAAAGCUGCAGGGCUUCGAGUUCUGGAGCCGCACCCUGGGGGGGGCCCGCCACGUGGUGGCCCCCAUGGUGGACCAGAGCGAGCUGGCCUGGAGGCUGCUGAGUCGCCGCCACGGGGCCCAGCUCUGCUACACGCCCAUGCUGCACGCCCAGGUCUUCGUCCGCGACGCCAACUACCGGAAGGAGAACCUGUACGGCGAGGUGUGCCCCGAGGACCGGCCCCUCAUUGUGCAGUUCUGUGCCAACGACCCGGAGGUGUUUGUCCAGGCGGCGCUCCUGGCGCAGGACUACUGUGAUGCCAUCGACCUGAACUUGGGCUGCCCCCAGAUGAUAGCCAAGCGGGGUCACUACGGCGCCUUCCUGCAGGAGGAGUGGGACCUGCUCCAGAGAAUGAUUCAGCGGGCCCACGAGCAGCUCUCUGUCCCGGUCACAUGCAAGAUCCGGGUCUUCCCAGAGAUUGACAAGACCGUGAGGUACGCCCAGAUGCUGGAGAAGGCCGGCUGCCAGGUGAGGGGCCGGGGGUGCUGCUCCCAGGCGUCCUCGGGCCUCGCGCUGUCCUCAUGCCCUGAGCUGGCAGCAGCCUUGCCCUUGGUGUGAUGGGGCAGGGGUGGGGGUCCCUCUGAGGUCAUGAGCACCCUGAGCUCAGCCCCUCCCCCUCCCGCAGAGGGUAACCUGCACAACCCCGCGCUGUUCGAGGGCCGCAGCCCUGCCGUGUGGGAGCUGGCCGAGGAGUACCUGGACCUGGUGCGCCAGCACCCCUGCCCGCUGUCCUGCGUCCGGGCCCACCUCUUCAAGCUGUGGCACCACACGCUGCAGGUGCACCAGCAGCUUCGCGAGGAGCUCGCCAAGGCGAAGACCCUGGAGGGCGUGGCCGCCGUGAGCCAGGAGCUGAAGCUGCGGUGUCAGGAGGACAUGUCGCGGCAGGAGGGGGAGGAGCCCUCGGGCGGCCUGCCUUUCUUCCACUGGAUCUGCCAGCCCUACUUCCGGCCGGGGCCCAAGGAGGGGAGCAAGGAGAACACAGGCGCCCGCAGUAAGCGGGCCCUGGAGGAGGAGGAGGGCGGCGCGGACGUCCUGUCCAAGAACAAGCAGAAGAAGCAGCUGAGGAACCCCCACAAGACCUUCGACCCCUCGCUGAAGCCAAAAUACGCAAAGUGCGACCAGUGUGGGAACCCCAAGGGCAACAGGUGUGUGUUUAACCUGUGCCGGGGCUGCUGCAAGAAGCGAGCUUUCAAAGAGACUGCGGACUGCCCAGGUCACGGAUUGCUUUUUAAAACCAAACUGGAGAAAUCGCUGGCCUGGAAGGGGGCCCAGCCCCAAGGACCCAACCCCAAGAGCCGGACACAGAGAGAACAGUUCAGGGGAGGCUGCUUUUAA